UUCGGAUAGCGUUCAGUUAAAGCUAACUGCAAGACGUGUCAUUUCAUCUAAAAAGUAGGAUUGAAAAGUAUUACAACUUACUUUUUUCACGUUUGUAAAAACCAACAUACAGAUUUUAUUUAAAAGACUACUGAGGCAAAGCAACGAUGGGAGAAACAACAAUUGUUGGUCGAAAAGAGCCUAAACCACAGAUCUGAACAUUCCAGCAAUAAACUGGACAUAUCACGGGAAUAUGCCUCGAGAACGAGAUCCUUUCCCGUUCCCGAGAUAUGAGAACGACAAUACUUUCACAGGGAGUAAGGAAAUUCAGAAAUUGUUUUAUGAGGAACCAACACAUCUUGCCCAAAAUAAUGAACCGUGGAGAAGACUCUACAACACGGAAACAAUGUCUAGUUCCCGUCGAAAUGUCUUUAAUCGGGAUAAUACAGCACCACGAGACAGUCUGGACAUUCAUCUAAAAUCGAUAUAUAAUCACCAUCUAGGAUUAUUUAAGAAUAAGAGCCAAACUGUGACACAGAAGGAAACCGUUUCAGAGGACAAUAGAAAGAACUCAGAAGUUCCAGUACGUGAGGCCGAAUACAAAGGAAUUAAAGUGUGGGUCGACUCACAGAAAGCCUCCAUACACAGUAUUAAAGGGACAAUAGAGUCUCACCACUCGGCAUCUACAAACCGAGGUUACUCAAGGAAGCAUGAUGGCGGCUUUUACUCCACGUAAAAGUUUGAAAUCCUCCUAAAUGAAAACAUGUACAAAAAAAACAACAAAUAAAAAGAGAAAAUAA
Molecule: messenger RNA, 779 nt
Organism: Misgurnus anguillicaudatus (oriental weatherfish)
Lineage: Eukaryota; Metazoa; Chordata; Actinopteri; Cypriniformes; Cobitidae
Gene: cfap276
Product: cilia and flagella associated protein 276
Source: RefSeq, a predicted model, not a curated record